UUGCCAUAUGUUGGUGCUGUGACAAAAUCAGUCUCAGAAACCUCUGCUAAGUCAAGUGAAGGCCCCCAUAAUGUUUUGGUCUAUACAAGGAAAAAAUAUUCUAACAAGCCAUCAGUCCCUCAAAAUGUUUUGGUCUACAUGAGAAAAAAAUAUGCGAAAAAGCCAACAGGCCAUGAGAAACUAAAGGGAAUAGUUGUGGCCAAAAGAGUUAAGGUGGCUGUCUUGAAAAUAAAGCAACGAAAAAUCUCGACAGGAAAAUUCGAUUCUUGGAAGGACCCGACUGAAAGUGAAUCUUUACUCGAGCGGGUUGAAUCUUUUGUUUCCAGCAUACGGCCUAUCCAAGGAGAAAUGAAAUUUUGCAAGUGGAAAGGUUCGGUGUUGGACUCUAUAAUGGGAGCGUACCUCACACAGAAUGUGAAGGACACUUUUUCAAGCUCUGCCUUCAUAUCACUCGCGUCUAAAUAUCCGAUCAAGGCAGCCCAAGUACAUUCUCCUCCAGACGAAACUUUCAAAAUGGUUCUGAGGUCGAGUAGAUCAAAAGUAAAAAUAGAUGAGGAGAUGCUGCCCAGUUGGAAAAUGAAAAGGCCGAGAACGGCGGAGUUUGGAAGGAAAAAUCGUGCGUUGAAGGGGAAAGCUGUGUGUGCAAAAGACUCGUGUUCAGAGGUUGAAAAAGGAGGGAAAAUAGAAAAUGAUGAGGUCUUAACGAGGAUGCAUAGUUGGAAAAUAAAGAAGAACAGAACAAAUGGAAUGGAAAAACGUGCGCUCAUAACACGGAAAAGAAAGAUGAGUGAAGAUGGCUGGGAUGCUUUAAAGAAAUGUUAUAUGGUGGAAGAUGAGUUUGGUGAUAAUGCAUAUGAUAAUGACUCAUCGGAUGCUUUAGACUGGAAAGCAGUUCAGGCGGCUAAAGUUGACGAAAUAGCCAAGGCAAUUAAAAACCGAGGGAUGAGCAAUAAUUUAGCCACAAGAAUAAAGAAUUGUCUCACUAUGUUGGAGACUAAUCUCGGCCGUCUUAACCUUGAAUGGAUGAAAGGUGUACCGGAUAACACGGCCAGAGAAUACCUGUUGAGAAUACCUGGGCUCGGGCUAAAAAGCGUUGAGUGCGUACGCUUGUUGUCACUAUCACAGAAGGCAUUCCCGAUUGACAGGAACGCCGGGCGGAUUGCCGUACGUCUCGGAUGGGUCCCAAUUCAACCACUUCCACAAGGACAAGGACAGGAGUUCCAUCAAUUGGAAGAGUACCCAAAACCAGACUCUGUGCAGGACUAUCUUUGGCCACAACUAUCUCAACUUGAUGUGCCAACACUGUAUGAGCUACAUUGCCAGAUGAUCACUUUUGGAAAGGUUUUCUGCACAAAGAAAAACCCAAACUGCAAUGCUUGCCCCAUGAAAGCAGAAUGUAGGCACUAUGCAAGUGCUCGUCACUCGAGCAAUAUAUUUGAAGAUAGAGGUGAAAGCUCGACCGUCAAUGAAAAAGCUAUGCUCCCAAUUCAGUGUGUUUUCCCCAAAAGGCCACAAGGGUCAGGCAAACUGAAAUCACAUGAAGCUCUUGUAUGGGACCUUGAGGACUUUGGUAUCGAGAAAAUAUCUGAAAUUAAAGCAGAUGAGAAUAUAGAGAAGUCUGCCCAAGAAGGAGAAAUAUCAAAGGCAUUAAUGUUUCUCAACACGAAAUCCUCUGUUUAUGUGCCGGUGUCUAAUAAAUUGAAGAAUGCGGUCUACUUAAGGACUGAGCAUCGAGUUUAUGAGCUCCCGGACUCGCACUGCGUUUUGGCUAAGCUAGAGAAAAGAGUAUUUGAUGACUCAUGUCCAUAUCUACUUGCCAUUUGGCCUAACGAAAAUCCCGACAAGGAAGACACAGUCUAUGGAACACUUGUGUUACCAGCUCGAACAGCGAUGAGGGGAAAGUUUCCACUUAAUGGAACAUAUUUUCAGGCGAACGAGGUCUUUGCUGAUGACGAGUCCUGUGAAUUUCCCAUUAAAGUUUCGAAGGCGUCCAUUUCAAAUCUUCCAUGCACGACUCUGUAUUGUGGAAAUGAUGUAUCGACAAUAUGCAAAGGUAUGAAAGCUCACGAAGUUCGGAAAUGCUUCCGGGAAGGAUACAUCUGUUUGAGAAGAUUCAAUAGGAAAAAUAGGGAAUCUAAACCUCUGUCUGCAAGAUUCUAUUUUCAAGCAAAGCCGAGCAACCAAGUGACACAAAGAUGA
This is a messenger RNA of Striga asiatica, 2199 nucleotides long. The record is from the annotation of a GenBank genome assembly. Lineage: Eukaryota; Viridiplantae; Streptophyta; Magnoliopsida; Lamiales; Orobanchaceae.